Aplosporella prunicola CBS 121167 is the source of this 771-nucleotide messenger RNA. RefSeq lists its product as uncharacterized. The transcript has 5 exons. Bases 1 to 771 code for a protein of 256 amino acids. Gene Ontology annotation, molecular function: RNA binding. The record is from RefSeq and is a predicted model, not a curated record. Lineage: Eukaryota; Fungi; Ascomycota; Dothideomycetes; Botryosphaeriales; Aplosporellaceae.
AUGUCCGACACCGAAGCGCGCCCCGAGGAGGAGCGUCCCGCCGACGUGCCUGAGGAGGACGGCAACGACGAGGAGGACAUUGCCGCGAUGAAGAAGCGCGUUCAAGAGAUGGAGGCCGAGGCGGCCAAGCUGCGCGAGAUGCAGGCGUCGCUGGACCAACAGAGCACCGACUUGCGCGAGAACAAAGAGGACAUUGACGCCCGCAGCGUUUUCGUCGGCAACGUCGAUUACGGCGCGAGCCCCGAGGAGAUUCAGGCGCACUUCCAGAGCUGUGGCUCCAUCAACCGCGUCACCAUUCUCCUCGACAAGUUCACCGGGCAUCCUAAGGGGAUCGCCUGGGAUGUGGAGCGCGCGGCGCCUUCAGCAUUCCCGCGAAGACGAGCGCCGCCUGUCCCACCGUCCGAAGCUGCAUUCCUUGCGCUGUUCUUUUCCGUAUCUAUCACUGAAAGAUCUUCGCUACCUGGCAAGAGCUGCGCAGCAAGAGUCGGAACGCUAAUGGGCGUAUGCAGGUAUGCGUAUGUGGAGUUCACUGAGCCGAGCCUCGUUGCUCAGGCUUUGGUAUUGAACGAGAGCGUGUUCCGUGGUCGCAACCUCAAGGUUGUUCCCAAGCGCACCAACCUCCCGGGCAUGACAAGAGGCCGCGGUCGUGGUGGCAUGCGUGGUGGUGGUGGUCGCGGUGGCUUUGGUCGCGGCGGAUACGGCGCUCCUGCGCCUCGUGGCGGUUACCGCGGUGGUUACCGCCCUCGUGGCCGUGGCUAUGCUCCCUAUUAG